AUGAUGGCGUCUGUGUCAACAGUUGCCGAUAAUUCGUCAUCAAAUCAUAUUCAAUCUUUGUCAAACGGUAAAAUUCCACAAAAUAGUAGUGUGCUUGUAGUAGGAGCUGGUGGCAUUGGUUGUGAAUUAUUAAAAUCGUUAGCUUUAUGUCAUUUUCAUAAAAUCAGUGUAAUUGAUUUGGAUACCAUUGAAGUAUCAAAUCUAAAUCGUCAGUUUCUAUUUCAUAAAGAACAUAUUGGUCAUUCAAAAGCACAAGUGGCAUGUGAAAGUAUCAAAAAAAUGUGUCCAAACAUUGAAAUCGAACCAUAUCAUGGUGAUGUUAUUACUGAUGUUCGAUUUGAUUUAAAUUUUUAUAAAAAAUUUGACCUUAUCAUAAAUGCAUUAGAUAAUAUUCACGCAAGACAACAUGUGAAUCGAAUGUGUUUACAAUCUUCAAAACCGUUGAUUGAUAGUGGUUCAACCGGAUACAAUGGUCAAGCAACAAUUAUCUUGAAAGGUCGUAGUCAAUGUUAUGAUUGUGUUGAAAAACCUAAACAACAACGAACCUAUGCCGUUUGUACAAUCCGAAAUACUCCUUCUCAACCCAUUCAUUGUAUUGUAUGGGCAAAAUAUUUAUAUCAACAAUUAUUUGGCGAUAAUGACGAUCCAAACCAAGAAGAUGUAACACCUGAUCAAGAUGAUCCAGAAAAUCAUGUCGAACAAGCAACAACAAAUGGAAAUGAUAAUCAACAAAUACGGUAUUCUGAAUCAGUUCAAUCUCAGCGUUUGUCUACUCGUGAUUGGAUUCGUACAAAUAAAUUUGAUCCGCAAAAAAUUUUUAAUAAAUUAUACAAUGAUGAUAUUAAAUGUUUGACAUCAAUGAAAAAUUUAUGGGAAAAACGUCGUCAACCAAUACCAUUGAAUUAUGAUAAAGCAAUACAAUUGAAUGAAAAUGACUACGAUAAACAAGCAGCAGCAACAACAACAACAACUAUAUCAAAUACUUCAACAGUGCCAAAACUAAACGAUCAAAAAAUAUGCACAAUUAGCGAUUAUGUACAAAUGUUUUGUGAUAGUAUUCAAGAAUUAAGAAAACGUUUUGAUGUACAACAACAACUAGGUAAGUGA
This is a messenger RNA of Didymodactylos carnosus, 1107 nucleotides long. The record is from the annotation of a GenBank genome assembly. Lineage: Eukaryota; Metazoa; Rotifera; Eurotatoria; Philodinida; Philodinidae.